AUGAGCAAUGAAGGACAGUUCUUGGCCAAGCCGUCCGGCGAGUGUUGCAUGAAAGGCACAAUCCACGAAGGCCAUCCUCGAGGGACUUAUGAGAGCAUUGCAAGCGUCAACACAUACGUUGCCCGCCCGGAUCCGAGCAAAGCCAAUGGAAACAUUGUGCUCUACUUCCCAGAUGUGUGGGGACAUUUCACCAACGGUCUCCUGAUCGUCGAUGGCUUUGCAGAUGCUGGAUACUUAACUCUUGCCCUCGACUACUUUCGUGACGAUCCUGUGUGGAAGCACCGGAAGAAUCGCAAAGACAGGUCCGACCCCACCUUCGACUAUGAGGCCUGGAAGGUGAAGCAUACGACGUAUGCCGACGAGUAUGUCCCAAAAUGGGUUGGUGUAGUCAAGGAGAAGUACGGUUGUCCAGAAACCAAGUUCGCUUGCGUAGGCUAUUGCUUCGGGGCACCAUAUGUGUGCAACGAACUCGCGAAGACCACAGUGGUAGCUGGAGCGUUCGCUCAUCCCGCAUUCUUGAAGGAUGACCACUUCGCGAAUCUACAGAAAAUCGAUCAUACCUUUGAAACCGCAUCUCGGCGCAAAGCACUCGAUAUCAUGCAAGAAGCAAAGAAGACCUAUCAGCUACAGCUCUUCUCCGGCGUGGAGCAUGGUUUCGCCCUCAGAGGAGAUCUGGACGACCCGUACCAAAGAUAUGUUAAGGAGCAGUCAUUGCAAGGAAUCGUCCAGUGGUUCGACUACUGGCUUUCUACAUGA
Messenger RNA from Recurvomyces mirabilis, 756 nucleotides. RefSeq lists its product as uncharacterized. The transcript has 4 exons. Gene Ontology annotation, molecular function: hydrolase activity. The record is from RefSeq and is a predicted model, not a curated record. Lineage: Eukaryota; Fungi; Ascomycota; Dothideomycetes; Mycosphaerellales; Teratosphaeriaceae. Bases 1 to 756 code for a protein of 251 amino acids.